UGCGACUUUCCGAUCAAACCAUUGCUCCACUUAGUUCCAGUUAGUCAUAAAAACAGCCUCACUUCCUGCAUUUACAAUGAUCAAUCCAUUUUUCUCAGCAAUUCGUUAAACAAUCACAAUGGCACGCAUUCUCUUCCUCACCACGAUCCCCCCACCGCGGAUCCAGGAACUGCGCCCUGAUUGGUCCAAUGAGAUGCUCCCCGAGUAUCUGCUGCAACAAGGCGCCUCCGUGACAAUCAAACAAUGGACAGACCGCGACAUCAUCCAGACAAUCCAUGAAUCAGACCAUGUGAGCUUUCUCUGGUGCGAGGAUUACAUCAAGCACCCAGACGCCUUUCGCGAUUUUUUGGGUAGGGUCAAAACAUCCCUCGCAGGCAGCGGAAGCAGCCCUUGCAUGAUGAACCACGCCGACUUGGUGGACUGGAACAUGGACAAGAAAUACCUCCUUGAAAUGCAGGAAGCGGGGUUUGACAUUCCCAAGACCGAAAUCGUCGAUGCGGAGCAAUUGUCCGUGUCUGAACUGCAACAGCGUCUGAGGGAUUUCGAGUCGUUCAGUCCGAUUGUUCUCAAGCCCACUGUGUCUGCGUCCUCGAAGAAAACUCGAUGGAUUGAAAACCCGUCCAAUUUGAGUGCAGAUGAUGUGGAAUUCCUAGAAGCCUGUACCAGGGGCUCCCUGCAAAGUUCAUUAAUCAUACAAAAAUUCGAACCAUCCAUCGCAACAGGAGAAUAUUCAUUCAUGUUUAUCGGUGACAAACUCACCCAUGCCGUGCUGAAAGCGCCUAAAAACAACGAAUUCCGAUGUCAGCCAGAAUUCGGCGGAGAGGAAACUCUGGUUGACAUGAGCACGAUCGAGGAGCGGACGUUAUCUAUUGUGUAUGCAAUUUUCAACACCCUCAAGACUCGCUUUGGAACGGGAUCAACGGGAGAGAUGGGGUAUGUUCGAAUCGAUGGGCUGGUAACGGAUGAAUCUGCGUUCAGAUUGAUGGAGAUCGAGGCUAUCGAGCCACAUAUUUAUUUGGAAAUGGAUGGGUUGGAGGAAAUGGCUUCUGUCAUGUUGAGGCCAUCAUGACAUUGCAGAAUACUACAUCAUUUGUCGCCUACCUGAUGCUAUGAUGCUACCUUCGAUAAAUAACAUAAAUAACCUACAGGCCUGAUAGAGGUAGACCGAUCAUAUGUAGCAACCACCUUUGAUUUCACCAGGAUGAUCAACAUCGGUCACCAUCUCUAGUCAGUCUGUUGUAAACGGUUGCUCUUGUUCCAAAUAGCCAAUCGCUCUCGGAUAUAUAGACAAUUCAUCCUUCUUCACGGAAUCCGGUGAGAUUUCUGACAAACUUCUCGAAGCCAACUCUUUGAGAGACCGGACAAUGGCGGCAUUUGGCUCCUCGG
Aspergillus wentii DTO 134E9 is the source of this 1386-nucleotide messenger RNA. Its product is annotated as ATP-grasp domain-containing protein. The transcript has a single exon. The record is from RefSeq and is a predicted model, not a curated record. NCBI's taxonomy places the organism in Eukaryota, Fungi, Ascomycota, Eurotiomycetes, Eurotiales, Aspergillaceae. Gene Ontology annotation, biological process: glutathione biosynthetic process. The coding region runs from base 119 to 1069 and encodes 316 amino acids. Gene Ontology annotation, molecular function: glutathione synthase activity; ATP binding.